GACAUACCCACACAAUAUGGGCCAAUUUCGCAAGCGAUUCAACGAAAAGGCCAGAAGUGGUAUGCUUGCCAAGCAGGCCGCGCUCAAACGGGUGAGAAGCAGACAGUUCACAAGACAUAUGGACGACGGGACGAAGGAGACGGAGGCAGCUGAGCCGGUCAACCCCAACGCAGAGAUUCUCAAGCCGGUAACAGACGCCGAGAAAGAUGAGCGCAAGCGUAAAAUGACAGAGGAGUUGUUUGGUCCAAAGGAGACCAAGGUGUCGCGGUCGAAGAAGAAACGAAUGGAAAAAUACAUCGACCACCAGUUGAAGCGCGAGGAGAAGCAGGUGUUGUUCUCCAAGUUGGCAGACACGAAGAUGGACACAUCGCUUCUCAAGUCUUCCAAGUUGUUGGGGACGGGGAAGCAAACCAAGAAAGAGCAGUUUAUCGAAGCGUUGGAGCUUGAAGCCCAGGGCCGCGGCGAUGCCGAAACGAAGGAGACUUUGUAUGAGGAGAGAGUUGUCAAGGACUGGGAUGAUUCUCAGGAGUUUUUGACGAAAGCAAUUGAAGUGGAAGAAUUCCCAUCAACCGAUACUUCUUCGUUUAUUGAUCAGAGACCAGCCGCUGGUGGGUUUGGGUUUGCUAACUUGCCCAAGGUGGAAAAACUGGGGAAGAGAUCAUAUAGUUGGCGGUCAAAGGUAAUGGCUGAGGAUGCAAAGAAGAAGAAGCUUGAGGACGAUUAUUAUUCGAGCGAGAGUGGAGAGGCGACGGAAAUGGAAACAGAAGAAAGUGAAGCCGAAUCCGAGGCCGAACGUGACGCUACGGAGGAUAACGAAGCCGAAUUGGAUAGUGAGUCUGGAGCUGAAGAGAUCGAAGAGGCUGAAUCUAACGUUGAAUCUGAAGUUGAAUCUGACUCCGAUUCGGAUGAGUCUGAAUCUGACUCUCCGAGACUUCGUGGCCCCUCAGAAAAAGCCCAAUCUUUUAAAGCGUGGGCGGAACAACAGGUCAGAACCCUUGAAGGCCGUAUGGAAGUCACCAACAUCCCCCUCUCUUCUCUCCCAGAGGAGUACCAAAAUUACAAGCCAGCCUUCCGCGCGGAGGACCAGGCAUCCGACACGGAGGAAUUCAUCCCCAUCGACGAAACCUCUACGCGCAAGGCCUUCUACGUGGAUGUUGACAGACCCAACGAGAUACAGCUGGCACGCAUGCACCUCCCGGUGUUUGGUGAGGAACACCGCAUCAUGGAGGCGAUCCACCACCACGACUGCGUAGUCAUCUGCGGUGAAACCGGAUCCGGAAAGACGACACAGGUGCCGCAGUUCUUAUACGAGGCUGGGUACGGCGCCUCCGGUUCAGGGACCUCAGGAAUGAUUGGAAUCACACAGCCGCGUCGUGUCGCGGCGGUGUCGAUGGCAGAGCGUGUGGGAAAGGAAAUGGGUAACCACGGCGCGCGUGUUGGGUACCAGGUCCGGUUCGACGCGCGUGUGGAUGCGCUGACCAAGAUGAAAUUCAUGACCGACGGUGUGUUGCUCCGCGAGAUGAUGAACGACUUUAUGUUGGAAAAAUACUCCGCAAUCAUCAUCGACGAGGCGCACGAGCGGAAUAUCAAUACGGAUAUUCUCAUCGGUAUGUUGAGUCGUGUGUUAAAAUUGCGCGCACAAUACCACGCGCGCGACCCCACACGCUACACACGUCUCAAGUUGGUCAUCAUGUCCGCAACAUUGCGUGUGUCGGACUUUGCUGAGAACAAGCUUUUGUUUCGCACACCACCGCCGGUUCUCAAGGUGGAAGCGCGCCAGUUCCCCGUCAGUGUGCACUUCAACCGCCGCACAACGUUCAACUACCUUGACGAAGUGUUCCGCAAGACAUGCAAGAUCCACCAGAAGCUUCCGCCGGGUGGGAUCCUCAUUUUCCUCACAGGGCAGCAGGAAAUUCAGACCGUGGUGAAGCGCUUGCGCAAGGAGUUCCCGUUGGCGAAGCGUGCGCGCGCGUACGACGAGGACGUCGCCAUGAAGGUGAGCGCAAAGCACGCGGACACCGAAGCCGAGGAGAUCGACUUCAGCGUGCGUGUAAAUGAAGAGGAAGAAGAGGAGGAUGACUACGACUCUCAGGAUGAAGAAGGCUUUGAGGAGACCCGUGAGGCGGGCCAGACAGAUCGCGAUCCGUUGUACAUUCUUCCACUCUAUUCGCUUCUUCCUACCCGCGACCAGAUGAAGGUGUUUGAGGAACCACCAGCUGGCUCACGUUUGUGUAUUGUUGCAACCAACGUGGCUGAAACAUCUUUGACAAUUCCAGGUAUUCGCUACGUCGUAGACUGCGGGCGUGCGAAGGAGAGAAAGUUCAAUGAGGAUACGGGAGUCCAGAGCUUUGAGAUCGACUGGAUCUCAAAGGCGUCCGCGGGUCAGCGUGCGGGGCGUGCGGGGCGCACUGGUCCCGGUCACUGCUACCGUCUCUACUCGUCUGCGGUGUACGAGCAAGACUUUGUGCAGUUUGCGCAGCCCGAGAUCCUCCGCAUGCCGGUUGAAAGCGUAGUACUCAGCAUGAAGAGCAUGGGAAUUGACACGAUUGUCAAUUUCCCGUUCCCAACCCCACCAGACCGCCAUGCGUUGGACCGUGCGGAGAAGUUGUUGCUGUACCUUGGCGCGUUGGACGCGGACAGGCGUGUGUCUGAGUUGGGGCGCGCGAUGAGCUUGUUCCCGCUUAGUCCACGCUUCGCAAAAAUGUUGAUUGUUGGGAACCAGCACGCGUGUCUUGAGUAUGUGGUUGCAAUUGUGUCGGUGUUGUCGGUGGGCGAGCCAUUCCUCACCGAGCUCGAGCUCGGGAUCCAGGAAGUAAAGCCAGUAGGGGAUGAGGACGUGCCCGUGGAGUCGUAUCGCGAACAGGAGGCUAAACGCGCGCUUCGCGCAAAGUUCCACCAGUCGCGCAGACAGUUUGCGCGUCUUGAUAAGUGCAGUGACGCGUUGCGUCUCCUCUCGGCCGUGUGCGCAUAUGACCACGUACCGCGCGACGCGCGCGCGGCGUUCCUCGCAGAUAACUUCCUCCGCCCAAAGAUCAUGGAAGAAGUCAGUCGCUUGAGACAGCAGAUUGCCAGUAUUGUUAGAGUUAAUACCGCGAAGGAAAGUAUUGCUGCGACAGUUGAUGCUGAGGUGAAGCUCGCAGUGCCGUCGAAGGUUCAAAUCGCGGCGUUGAAACAGAUGGUUGCGUCCGGGUUUGUUGACCAGGUGGCCAUUCGCGCGGACCUUGUCACCAGCGAAUCCGUCACCAACAAGAGCAACGUGAUCAACAUUCCGUAUCUCUCCCUCUUCCCGUCGAUGACCCACGGAGAGGAGGUUGACCCGUCGGUGUACAUCCAUCCGGGCUCGAUCUUGACCAACCUUGGUGAGUUGCCUCCGCCGUACUUGGUUUACCAGUCGUUGAAUUUGGGUUCCAACCGCGUCGCUGGGAAGAUUUCCAAGUUGCGCAUGAGGCCGUUAACGGAUAUCGGUGGCAAGCCGUUGGCGAACAUCGGCAAGAGCAGUGGUUUGGUAACGUACUCCAAGCCGUUGGGCCAUCCGUAUGCACCAAAGAAUAUUACCGCGACGAAGCGUGAGUGCUACGUGGUUCCGCGUAUUGGCGCGGCCAUAGGGUCGGGCGGGGUCGGCUGGGACUUGCCGGCAAAGAAGGUGGUGCAGAACAGGGUGAAUGGGCAGUGGGUUAUUGAGUAGAGCACCGUUAUGUGAUGUCGCGAGCAUGGUGCUUACCACGUAAUCCAAAGAACCACGAUUGUGUA
Messenger RNA from Babjeviella inositovora NRRL Y-12698, 3750 nucleotides. RefSeq names its product ATP-dependent RNA helicase. The coding region runs from base 17 to 3685 and encodes 1222 amino acids. The record is from RefSeq and is a predicted model, not a curated record. Gene Ontology annotation, biological process: maturation of SSU-rRNA from tricistronic rRNA transcript (SSU-rRNA, 5.8S rRNA, LSU-rRNA). The transcript has a single exon. Gene Ontology annotation, cellular component: intracellular anatomical structure; nucleolus. Lineage: Eukaryota; Fungi; Ascomycota; Pichiomycetes; Serinales. Gene Ontology annotation, molecular function: RNA binding; ATP binding.